CGGGUGCCGCCGGAGGGCAUGAACAAGCCCGUCCUGGACCGCAUCAUCCGGGUGGACCACGCGGGGGAGUACGGGGCGAACCGCAUCUACGCGGGGCAGAUGGCCGUCUUGGGCAGGUCGAGCGUGGGACCCGUUAUCCAGCAAAUGUGGAAUCAAGAAAAAGACCACCUGAAAAAGUUCAAUGAACUAAUGGUUGCAUACAGAGUUCGACCUACUGUUUUACUGCCCUUUUGGAAUGUAGCGGGUUUUGUUUUGGGGGCUGGAAGUGCUUUACUUGGAAAGAAAGGUGCAAUGGCUUGCACCGUGGCAGUGGAAGAGAGUAUAUCGGAUCACUACAAUAGUCAGAUCCGAACUCUUAUGGAAGAAGAUCCGGAAAAGUACAAAGAACUGUUGCAGAUGAUAAAGCAAUUCCGGGAUGAUGAACGGGAGCACCAUGACAUUGGGCUUGAGCACAAUGCGGAAGCGGCACCGGCUUACACAGUUUUGAAGACAGCUAUACAGCUUGGAUGCAAAGCUGCAAUAUUUUUAUCCGAGAGAAUUUAG
Molecule: messenger RNA, 543 nt
Organism: Eurypyga helias (sunbittern)
Lineage: Eukaryota; Metazoa; Chordata; Aves; Eurypygiformes; Eurypygidae
Gene: COQ7
Product: coenzyme Q7 homolog, ubiquinone (yeast)
Exons: 5
Biological process (GO): determination of adult lifespan; ubiquinone biosynthetic process; regulation of gene expression
Cellular component (GO): mitochondrial inner membrane; nucleus
Molecular function (GO): 3-demethoxyubiquinol 3-hydroxylase activity
Source: RefSeq, a predicted model, not a curated record